AAAGCCGUAACAAACGGUCAUAAUAACUAAACAUGAAUUUUUCUGGUAUUUGUCAUGAUGAAUUAAAAUUUAUAGUUGAAAAAAAUGGCGAUCGUCAAUAUCGAAGGAAAUGUCGAUUGGAUUCAUGUGUAUUUUAUAUAAUUAUCACUCGUUUAGUAUCGUGCAUCAUAAGCUACGCAAUUGAUUCAACACCAUCUGAUUCCAGAUUAUGGCAAAUUGAUCCAUAUAGUAUAAACAUCUAUGUAGAUCAUAAACAUCUUUACAUUAAUUUCAUGAUAUUGAUUUUAAUGAUAGUGCUUAUUUUAUUUCGAGCACAACUAUCACUUUAUAAUCAACCAAAUGUACUUUCUGUUUCAUUUCAAUUACCAUAUGAUCUGAUCGUUAUCAAUCGACAACAAUAUAACCAAUGUUUGUUGUCAGAAGAGGAAUUGCGUGACAAAAUUGAUGCCAAGCUGGCUAAUUUUCACGAAAACAUUGAUCGAAACAAUUUUAAAAGAUGGUUUUAUCGUCAUUUGAUAAUUUUACAAUUAUGGUUCAAAUUAGAAAAUGUUGACCAUAAACGAUUGGCAUCCUUUGCAAAAUUUAAUACUUUAGCGACCAUGUCAAUGAAUUGCAGACAGAAAUUAAUCAUUACCCAAACUAUUCUUGAAAAAUGUUUUCGAUUUUUUAAAAUCGCUUACGGUCCAUUAACAUUACAAAUUUUUUUCCAUUCAUAUGAAAAUCUCUAUCAACCAUUUAAAAUUUAUCUAUGGAAUCGAUUGCUGCUAUUUAUCGGAGAAAUGUUCCUGAUAAUCUAUUUCGUAUGGCUAAUAUUACGAUUUAUAUUCUUCAUUUCCACACUACAAUUGUUAAUCGUUACCUAUGUCAUUUGUCAGAUCGCUGAGAUGAAACAUCGAUUGCGUAAAAUUGAAACCAAUUUUUCAAUGAAAAUCGAUUACCUAUUCAUACCAACAAUUCGUGGUCGAUGUUUGCCUAUUAAAAUGAUACAACAACUUUGUGUAAUACAUCGUGAACAUUUACGACUAUCCAUUUAUUAUUGUAAAUCAUUUCAAGAAGUAUGGGGAUCAUUUUUUUUCGUAUUCAUUGCAUUUAGCAUUCCAAUCCAUGUGAUGAGUUUGGUUUCGCUAAGAUCGAUGAGUAAUGAUUCCCAUCAUUUGCGAUUACAAGUAUAUAUUACGUUCUUUGUUCAUAGUUUAACAUUAAUCGCUGCACUAAGCACUCUGGCUAUACAAACAAGUCUUCUACAUAGUGUCUCUAAAUAUUUGCCAGCCAUCAUUCCUGAAAUCAAAUAUACUAGAUUUAAAUUACGUUUUGGAAAUUGGUUUGAUAGAUUAACGAAUGGAAAAAAAUAUGGACCUAGUUUCGAACCAAUUGGUACAAUUACUGGUCAUACUGUACUCAAUAUUCUUUUUAUUUAUGUAGGAAUGUUAUUUUUCAUUUUAAAACAUAUAGAAACAUUCAUGAAUGAAUGACCAAUCGAAAAACAGUGUCCUUAAUUAAAUUUUUUGCAAUGACAGUAGAAUCUGGAAUCAAAGGCCUAGUCGAUGAUGAGUUUUUUAUCACUUGAUAUCACAGAUAUGAUGGUAUAAAUAAUAAUCUGAGUAUUGUUUUCUUUAGUCGAAUCUAUCGCUAUUAUUUCGGAUUG
Messenger RNA from Dermatophagoides farinae (American house dust mite), 1645 nucleotides. The record is from RefSeq and is a predicted model, not a curated record. Lineage: Eukaryota; Metazoa; Arthropoda; Arachnida; Sarcoptiformes; Pyroglyphidae.